This is a messenger RNA of Microthlaspi erraticum, 258 nucleotides long. The record is from the annotation of a GenBank genome assembly. NCBI's taxonomy places the organism in Eukaryota, Viridiplantae, Streptophyta, Magnoliopsida, Brassicales, Brassicaceae.
AUGGGUUCGAAGUCACCAAGUAUUGCUUCACUUCUGUUACCACUGCUUCUUAUAAUAUUCACUCUUUCCUCUGAAUUUGGAGUCGUUGAAUCUACCGGCCGCAAACUGAGCUAUUACGUACCACCUUCGCGCAUCGUGUUCACACCAGGCUCACCUUCAUGUGGAUCUUCUCCAGCAAGCUCAGUGUUUUCUUCGAAGUAUUGGACAAGACCAUGCAGACGUGCUCGUCCUCCAGGAACUAAUAUCCCUCGUCCUUAA